This is a messenger RNA of Homarus americanus (American lobster), 4414 nucleotides long. Its product is annotated as nephrin-like. The transcript has 14 exons. The record is from RefSeq and is a predicted model, not a curated record. NCBI's taxonomy places the organism in Eukaryota, Metazoa, Arthropoda, Malacostraca, Decapoda, Nephropidae. Gene Ontology annotation, molecular function: protein binding. Bases 161 to 2179 code for a protein of 672 amino acids.
GGACCUGCGAGAGAACGAAGGGAGGGAGGAGAUAGUUGACCCCACCCUAAGAGAGCGCCUCAGGUCAGACCCAGGUGGCACAAGGCUGACCCUGGACCCUGCGCGGGGACCUGACACAGGCACCUACAAGUGCAGGGUCGACUUUAACGACUCUCCGACUAUGUCAGCCAUCGUCACCCUCACCGUCUACGUCGUACCGUCCCGUAUGGUGGUCCUGGACGCUAACAGCCGCCCUAUCCACGGAGGAGUCUUGAGGUCGCUGACGCAGGGAGACUCUCUCACUCUCUACUGCAUUGCUUCUGGAGGUCGGCCGCCCCCAGAGGUGAGCUGGUGGAAAGGUUCAAAACUGCUGUCCAACCGUAGUGUGGCUGUGGGGGAGGACGGAACGUUGCUGGCGUCACAUGAAGAAGGCGACGACGUAGUACACACCGUUGGCGUGGGCGUAGGCGUGCGCUACGUGAGGACCAUCCUGUUGAUUCCCACCCUCACUAGGGACUACGCCCACGCCAACAUCACCUGCCGCGCCUCCAACAACAACAUCACCGAGCCCCUCUCUACCACCCUCUACCUUGAGCUGUACACGAGACCUGCUUCAGCCGUGAUCAAGCCUCCUGGAGAACCUCUGGUGGAGGGACGACAGACGCGACUGGAGUGUGUGGCCUCAGGAGCCUACCCGUCCGCCACCAUCAACUGGGAAAAGACCAAGGAGGGCAGAUCCACCCUCCUGGAGGCUACGUCGCUGCGGCUAGGGGAGGUGACGUCGUCGUGGCUGACACUGGUGCCAGAGGCAAGUGACCACGGUGCCACACUCACCUGCCGCGCCCACAACCCAAACAUACCCGGCCAGGCCACCACCACCUCCACCGCCCUACAGAUCACCUUUGCCCCCCGGGUGACGCUCAGACUCGGCUACAACCUGGAGACUCGACCCGUGACGGAGGGCGAGGAUGUGUUCUUCGAGUGUAAGGUGGCCAGCAAUCCCCCACCCACCACCACCAGAUGGUACAAGGACGGCGUGGAGGUGGUGCACGACCUGCGGGGCGGCGUGCUGGUGUCUGGCCACAACCUGGUGUUGCAAAUGGUGCGGAGAACCUCGGCGGGCAACUACACCUGCGCCGCCACUAACACCCUCGCCACCAGCAGCAGCAACACCAUGACCCUCACCAUCAAGUACCUGCCAGUGUGCGAGGGCGGGCCACAGACGGUGACGGUGGCGGAGGGUGAAGACGUACGAUUGACGUGUCGGGUGGAUGCUAAACCUGAAGAUGACCUACGCUUCACCUGGUACUUCAACAACACACUCGAUACCGUGGAGGUCGAGCGACACCGCAUCCAAGUCCGCAAAGGGUUCAGCUUCCUCGACUACACCCCCAGGUCGUCGCGGGACUAUGGGAUCCUGUCCUGCUGGGCCACUAACACCGUGGGCACACAGGCCGAUCCUUGCCAGUUUACCGUCCUCGAGGCAGGCCCGCCAGAGCGGGUUGAGGACUGCGAGCUGGUGAACCACACAGGGGGUACGCUGGAGGUGGUGUGCUCGCCGGGAGGUGACGGAGGCCUCCCACAGUGGUUUGUAGGACGGGUGUAUGACGCCUCCACCCACACCCUCCUCGAUACCCUGGAGGAGUCACAUCCCAGGUUCCAGGUGAGCGGGCUAACACCUGGCCAGGACUACCUCAUCACCAUCACAGCUAUCAACCAGAAGGGCGCCAGCCAGCCCGAGGAGAUUGAUGCCAUACGGCUCAAGGUGGCGGAGAAGCGGAUGGGGGAGGUGUCGUCCGGAGGCGUGUCGCCCUUGGUGGGGGUUUUCCUGGGACUGGUGGGAGGCUUCGUAGGCCUCCUGCUGCUUGGUGUUUCCCUCACACUACUACGGACAUACAGAUGCAGAUGUCUACAGCUUGGGGAGAGUAGAGGGGGUGAGGGCGUGGUGGGUGAUGUUGUAGGCCCGUCCUCGCCCACCACUAAGACUGGCCCCACCACUCCCACCCACCACUCACAGGCAGACCCACGGGCUGGCCCGGACGUCCUCAUAUCUGCCAAUUCAGAUCGAGUGUCCGCCUCCAGCUCCACGCCGCGAGUCAGGGUAGUGAGCAGCUACUGUGAUGACCCUGACGACGACGACACCACCCAGUCCAGAGCUCUCACCGCCCUCUGGCCCAGUAGGAUGUCCUCCUCCGUCUGAAAUUUAGGAACGACUAAUGACUUCGGGCCUGAUGUAGACCGUCUAAUCACCAACACCUCCAGGAUGUAACGGAUCUUUGUAAAUCAUUCCAACCCAAAACGAGGCCCUGUCGGCCUCCUGUCAGUGAUCCAAACGUGCUUCUCUGAAUCGCUGCUUCAAGAUGUAAACAACUAGUGGAAAGCGUUGACCUAAAGCCCAGAUGAACCAAUGUUUAAUAUAUCCCCAAGACCUAAACAAACCCAUAUGAAACUUUAUUCUAAUCCUCAGACAAGGCUGUAUGAAACAGUGCUUUGAGACCCGAACAAUUUCACAUGGACUCAACUCACCUCCCCGUCCUUCAUCUUGCCCUGCAAAUCUGUAGACAAAACCUUUCAAUAUGUUAACACAAAAGUCGUCGUUUCCUGUAUUCAAAGAACCGCCCCGCACCCUGCCACCUGUCGUCUUUACGAAACUGGCUGUGUCGCCAUCUGCUUGAAUGCAUAACCAGUACACAGAUUGAUAUUUAAUGAUUCUAUGGUUAACUUAAUUGUGUGCUUUCUCUUUAUUAUCUUUAUUGGUUAUGUAUAGGAUAUUUGAAAAUGUAUAAACCCUUAGACUAUACAACCUCUUAGUCACCAGCUUGUAUUUCAACUUCCACAUGAAAUAUUUCGUCCAAGACCCUCGAUCCAACACUCCACGGAGUUCUCCUCAGUGCACUAACAAUCAUUUGCUUAUGUUCCAAGGAUCGUACAUUACAUCUGCAGGUUUCUCUUAUAAUUCCUCCGUCAUUCUAUAUGAUUAGCAAAAACUGUUUUCCUAAUUUUCCAAUUGUUCAGGUAUUCUUUCGUUUUAUCUUGUUCUGGUGUGACACCCGUCGACAUGUACUGUAUGUCAAAGCUCCUCAACAUUUGUUUCUCAUCACUAUCACGAUAAAGCCCUCCAUGUGAUCAGACCUGACAGUAUCACACACAUCUCCCCUUCAGUAAGACUUCAUUGUCUCAAAAUAUCGUAUAUUUCAUGCAAACAGUGACACAGUAGUUAGAUGUUGUAAGGCGUUAGCGAAACCCAAAGUUGAGCUCAAUUUGAUAAAGAGAAAUAAAUCCUAGUUAAAUGGUGAACAAAUUUCAAUAAUGACAAUAUAACUGCUCAGAAAGUAUAAUACCUUAUUUUUCUAAUUUGGUCCAAUUAUUCGCGCCAAACUAAAGACCAUCCAUUACUAAUACCACAAUUAUUGCCUCAUCUAGCUACACGAGUAUCUCAUUAAGUUUUCUCCUCAUACACCUACCGGGAAUUUCCAGGAUAACUUUCCUUAGUAACAAUUUUGUGAACCAUUCAGAUUACCGUAUGACACCUCGUCUGUAAGGUCAAGCCCCAAUAUCCUAUCGAAUGCCAUAUUGUUUACAAAUUCAGGUGCUAAUAAGAGUUACGUAUUAUAUCCUUAUAUUCCUCGCUAAGAAAGUACCUAGCCACCACUGUCAGGUCUUACAGCCACACACAUUAUUUACAACAGGUUUAGCUUUAGGGAAUUGCAAUUACUCCCACUGGAAAUUGCAUUCUAAUCUUUACCUCACAAAGACAUUUUUCUGCGAUUCCCCGAAAGGCGAUUAUAGUUCCAGCUUAGCACAGCGACAAACUUCAAGAAUAAGUCAGAGAACCUGGAGUAUUUUGUGUCGUCCGUGGUAGGGGUGAGGCAGUUCAUCCUGAAUAAUUACCUGCAGGAUACCAAGCCCCCUUUUAUAAUCUGUGACGUGUUCAAAAGUUUAGGACGAAUUAUAAUGCAGACUUUUGUAACAAAAUCCUUUCCGUCAGUAAAAUAAUACUGUUAAUUUAUGUCAUUCGUCCUCUUUUAAUAACUCGUGGUAAGGCUCCCGAGAAAUGGGGCAACAUUAUAAAAAAUGAAAGUGAUAAACGCCACUCAUUGAGGUUCUGAUAGAGGCGCGGAUCUGUCUCGCACCACUGGGAGCUUCACUGGGAGCAAACAAACGAGAAUUGUGUUGUUUGCACAGUUGUAAACAACGGUGCAUAUCAUUAACACAUAUUUCAUGGUAGGGACUCUACAACUUUUUUACUUGUUCUCACUGUACAUGUGUCGUACUCGUCACACAACAUAUCACAUAUGACAUGUUUCAAGCCUCAUUUAUCAUUCGACGUGUCUGAAAAGAAUAAAUAUGUGUACAGGGAUUUUUAUGUACGAAUAAUGUGUUGCCAGAAGUAUGUAUGUGUCAUAUAAAAGAGUGUAAUAAAUAUAAGAACUGU